AUGUUACGGAAAAUCCAUUCAGUACUUCAUCCAAGUUCCUGCAGUCGAGAUCUUGUAGAAGGAAAUUCAUCUUAUAAUGGGACAAUAUCCCCUGUGCGACUGGUUCGCAGUACAUCUAUGUAUGUGGUCAGUCAUGGGAGACAAACUUUCAGUGAAUCCUUAAAAAAGUACAAAAGUAUCGCAGACAUUGAUGUUUCUGGUGGCUGCCAAUAUAAAGAUGAUGACAAAGCAUGGAUGCUUGCGAAGACACAAGACUUUUUGCAGUAUCUUCAGGAUCUGUUAGCUCUUAGAAAAAAAUAUCUGACCAGUCUACACACCUUAAGGUCCAUGACCGCCACACCUGAAUACUGCCCCUCAUCCACCUCAUCUUCCAAAGAAGGGAAAAGGUUAGCAGCAAAUCAGACAAAAGAUCGCAAGGACACAAAGGGGAAUUCAAGGCAACAUCCCAAUUCUGAUAUCUUGGAAGCAAUAGCAUAUUUUGACUCUGUUAUUGCGGAACUUGACUCAGAAAGGAGAAUAAGAGAACCCAGCAGUAUAUUCAGAAAUGCAGAUGUGGACUUUGAUGUGGCCACCAGUAGCAGAGAACAUAGCUUGCAUUCCAAUUGGAUACUGCGGGUGCCUCGAAGGACCAAUGAUGAAUUCUCCAGAACAACAGUCGCUAACAGUCAGACAUGGAGAACCAGCAAUGGAACAACGAGCAUCAAGAGAAUAGAGAGAUAUCCAAUCUAUUUGCCGAAGGCUGUAGAAGGGGCCUUUAAUACCCUUAAAUUUAAACCUAAAUCCAAAACAAAAUGA
Spea bombifrons (plains spadefoot toad) is the source of this 795-nucleotide messenger RNA. It is a transcript of the gene C2H13orf42, whose product is annotated as chromosome 2 C13orf42 homolog. The transcript has 3 exons. NCBI's taxonomy places the organism in Eukaryota, Metazoa, Chordata, Amphibia, Anura, Pelobatidae. The record is from RefSeq and is a predicted model, not a curated record. The coding region runs from base 1 to 795 and encodes 264 amino acids.